Messenger RNA from Carassius carassius (crucian carp), 2759 nucleotides. Its product is annotated as potassium voltage-gated channel subfamily A member 7-like. Bases 419 to 2014 code for a protein of 531 amino acids. The transcript is spliced from 4 exons. Lineage: Eukaryota; Metazoa; Chordata; Actinopteri; Cypriniformes; Cyprinidae. Gene Ontology annotation, biological process: potassium ion transmembrane transport; protein homooligomerization. The record is from RefSeq and is a predicted model, not a curated record. Gene Ontology annotation, cellular component: membrane; voltage-gated potassium channel complex. Gene Ontology annotation, molecular function: protein binding; delayed rectifier potassium channel activity.
CGGUGAGUGUGAGAGGGAGUGAAGACAGUGACCUACAAACAGCCUCAAGAAUCUGUAGGCUACUGCACUGACCAAGGCCAGGACAGAGUUUGUGGUUCAGGGUACAGGAGAAAACACCUCCUGUUGGACUCGUAGGCUGUAGACCGUCUGGCAGUAGAUACACAGCUCAUGGUGUGGUGCAGGUAGGGAAGAAACACGAAUAGCGUGGGGUAACUAUUCUGGAUUUACGGACACUAGUGGCAGAGGUCUUGUAGUCUUAUUCUCGUGGUGAGGGUCAAAGUGGUAAUGGAUCUGUCUGCAGGAGUCAACACAGGGUUCGGACAGAGUACAUGAAAUGUUUGUAUAUGAUUUCAUGGAACAGCAGGAGAAGUUUCUGCAGAGGAAUUUAAACUGAGUGAACAAGAAAAAAGAAGAAGAGAUGGACAAAGGAGGAGGAGGAGGAUCGGAUGGGGAAAUGGAGGUCAAAAAAGAAGCAGAGGAAGAGAUCAGUGAAAGUGACAAGAAGCUCAAGGACCAGCUCAACAAGGCAGAAAAGGGAGACAAUGAGAAGGGUGAGAGUAAGAGAGAGAGUCAACGAUCUGGUUCAAUGUGGAGAGGAGGCUGGGCGCUGUCUGAACGUCUGGCCAUCAAUGUGUCAGGCAUGCGCUACGAGACACAGAUUCGAACCCUGGCCCAGUUUCCCGACUCUCUGCUUGGAGACCCUCAGCGCCGCCUGCGCUACUUUGACCCACUCCGCAACGAGAUCUUCCUGGACCGCAAUCGAUUCUGCUUUGAUGCCAUCCUUUACUUCUAUCAGUCUGGAGGUCGGUUACGGCGGCCUGCCAAUGUGCCUCUGGACGUCUUCAUGGAUGAACUGCGCUUUUAUGAGCUGGGAGAGGAUAUCAUGGCUCGCUUCAAAGAGGAUGAGGGCUUCCCCAAGGAGGAGCCUCGACCCCUGCCAGACAAUGAGAUCCAGCGCAAGCUGUGGAUGCUCUUUGAGCACCCCGAGUCCUCUGGAGGCGCCCGCAUCAUCGCCAUCAUCAGCGUGAUGGUGAUCGUGGUCUCUAUCCUCAUCUUCUGUUUGGAGACGCUGCCUGACUUCAGAGUAGAGAAGGAGCUGAGAGAGCAAAUGGCAUACCAGGCUUUCCUUGCCGGAAACAAUACCUCGCACAUCCCAAUGUCCUCUCCCUUCCAAGAUCCAUUCUUCCUGGUGGAAACCAUUUGCAUCUGCUGGUUCUCGUUUGAGCUAGUGAUGCGUUUCUCCUGCUCUCCCAGUAAGAUGUCCUUCUUCAAGGAUGUGAUGAACAUCAUAGACUUCUUUGCCAUUAUUCCCUAUUUCGUCACGCUCGGCACGGAGCUGGCCAAGUCUAAGGGAGCGACGCCGUCCAUGUCCCUGGCGAUCAUUAGGGUCAUCCGUCUGGUUCGAGUCUUCCGGAUCUUCAAGCUUUCUCGCCACUCCAAAGGCCUUCAGAUCCUGGGCCAGACGCUGAAGGCCAGCUUGAGGGAGCUGGCGCUGCUUAUCUUCUUCCUCUUCAUCGGAGUCAUCCUGUUCUCCUCGGCAGUGUACUUUGCUGAGGUGGACAACCCGGGAACGGCCUUCACCAGCAUCCCAGAAGCCUUCUGGUGGGCCGUGGUCUCAAUGACGACAGUGGGGUACGGCGACAUGUACCCGAUGACGGUGGGCGGAAAGCUGGUGGGCUCCAUGUGCGCCAUCGCCGGAGUGCUCACCAUCUCACUUCCCGUUCCCGUCAUCGUUUCCAACUUCAGCUACUUCUACCACCGCGAAACGGAGUGUGUGGACAACCAGGAAUAUACACAUGUCAGCACCUCCCUUUGGGAGGAAGAAGAAGGUGGGGAAGAAGAAGAUGCUGAGGAAGGGCCUGGGGAACAGGGAGACUGCGUUCCUCUUGAAGGAGGCACGACCUAUAGGGGGAUCUGCGCCCCUCUUAAUGGGACUCUCCUCGCUGGGCUUUGCACAGGACAGUCCGGAGUGCAAAGUGUAGGGAGCGUUUACCCACUAGUCACCCAAGUCUGAGAGACUGGAGAUCAAAGAGGAGGAUUGAGAGAUGGAGGUGGUCCUGUGCCAUGUUUUAUGGUACACUGCCUCACUGUCAUUCACUGAAUAUACGUGGAUGAUGGGAAGGAAUAAAUGCAAGAAACAAAAAAAGGUUGAUGCAGAUGUAUUAUCUUAAGGAAAGGUAUGAAGAUGUUAAAAAAACAGUGACUUUAUAUUUAUAACACGUCUUUAAACCACCUUCCUAACGUUCCCGGUAACCAAACUUUUUUUGACAUCACACCCUCUACACUGAACUUUAAAUCAAUGAAUGAGAAUCUAUUUUUAUCUAUUCAGAGAGUGGCAUCUCAAUGUGUUCAGAAAAAUAGUUAAGGAUAAGCUGAGCUGUGUUGUGCAAUAAAAGCGCUUGCACCUUUGCUUUAAAGAUCUUACUGGAACUGUUGACAUAUUUAUUGUCUGACUUAUUCGUAGGAAGAAGCGCCAUGCGGUGUCAUUUAAAUGUCAUGUAUUUUGUCACCCGUGUUGCAGCCAUGAAUGUGCCAGGGAUUUGUGUGUCCCGAUGAAUGGAUAAAGUCUUAAGUAUCAUUCAUCUGGAACAGUUUUGUGUUACUGCUGUUUUGACAUUGGUGAAAUGCUUGUGUAUUCAAAGGCUUUUUAGGAAAAUAUGUACAGUGAUUUACGAUGUGUGUGUGCUCCAUGAAUUGUGUAACGCUGAGUCAUGUUUAUAUACUAUUUAUAAAAAAUUUUAAUGACACAAAAAUCAUAA